AUGGAUAACAAACUGACUCUUCUAUAUAGUCUCUGUAUGCAUAUUGAUAAGCCCCAUCUUUUUAGCAAGGCAUCAAGGAAGGAAUAUUCAGAGUUUGAUUAUCAGAUUAAGUUCUGGGGCGUGAUUUUUGAAGCCUUUUUUUAUAAUGACGACUACAUGCUGCAUUGGGGUGACACUGUAUCAAAGCCAUGCAAAAGAAACAACUUACGUUUUAAGGCUGAUUUACGUAUCGUCGUAAUGUCUAAGGAUGAAGAUGUUGUUGAUGGCACAACCGCUGAAGUUGCAAAGAAGGCACAACCUUUUUAUUUUAAUACCUCACCAAAGAAGUUGUUUAUGGACAAGCUCAAAUCUGUACUUGGUACCAAGUGUCAUGUGAACAAUUUCCUCUCCUCGGUUCCCUUUAUACCAGCAAAAGACAUUAAGAAUGUAGUGUUCCCUAUCGUACAGAUUAUGGGUUUCGAUGUCCAUAUCUACUCCCUCCAAUUGGUCAACAGGAGUUUAUACGUAUUGCAAGAUCUUGAUUCUUUCUCGUUUCCGACAAAUUACACGUCACUUAAGCACGGUUUAGCUAAAGUUAUCAACGGUCUAUCAUGCAUUGAAUCAUUGCUAGUGUUCGGAUUUUCCGGGCUUGUACCGAUCUUGCGCCAGUCCGAACAAAGCUCGAGUCAAGUUUUUGUACUCGAGCAUACGCCACCUUUUUUGGAUUCGAGCAAUCUUCGACUGGAACAUCAUCGAAGCUUACUCGAGAGUUUCGAUUUUUAUUCCGAACACUAGUCAUUGCUCAUUGAACUCAAGACUGUGUACGAAACAUACCAGGUGGACGAUGACGAUGACUUGCCAAGAAUACUCAGUGGCGCCAGCAAAAAUAGGAAGACCCCGAUCAACUGCUGGACCACUGAUUUCAUUUGGAAUGAGAAAGACGAUGGCGAUUUGGAAGAAUUUCCAUCGUUUUUUUGGCUGAGGAGUAUGAAAAUGUAAGGUUCUAAUUGCCUUAAUGGACCAAUUUUUUUUUUUUUUU
This is a messenger RNA of Mucor mucedo, 1018 nucleotides long. RefSeq lists its product as uncharacterized. The record is from RefSeq and is a predicted model, not a curated record. Bases 1 to 774 code for a protein of 257 amino acids. The transcript has 4 exons. Lineage: Eukaryota; Fungi; Mucoromycota; Mucoromycetes; Mucorales; Mucoraceae.